AUGGUACAAAUCAACUCCUUCCUGUUCCAAUUCACACCCCAUUACUUUCACUUACACCACUAUUAUCUGACUUCCACCUGCACUACCAAGAAAUGUGGCAAGGGUAAGGCUGAAGAGGAGAAGUCACCAUCUACCAUCAAGCACAAGGCAGAGCUUGCUCUCCAGAAAAAGUAUCUCCCCCAAUUCACCAAGUCACUCACCAAGCUUCUUGGCCAACCAACACAAUUCCAUGAAUGGCCAGUGUUGAUCUACCUGCAUGACUUUACCAUCCACAGUGUGGACAUUCCUCUCAACAUUGAGGAUGCAGCAACUUGCCUAUCAAGGUCUUACAGCGUCAGAUUCUACAUCUCCUCAUCUCCCUCCAACAUUGCCAAUGCCAUCACCUCACUCAAGUCACACUCCACCCUCCAGGUCUUCCACCUACUCCACUUCUACUACAGCUCCCCAACUUACUCCCACUCCAUGCCCACCUCCAAACGUGGCUUUGAUGUUCUCAUCUUCAGCCACAAGAGGGUUAACAUGCUGCCAUCUGGCAUCCUCUGGCCAGCGACACCAUCCCCAAACCCUUCUGCUAUCUGCACCACAUCCCCAUCCCACACCCAAUGUGUGAGGUUGUCCACUCUGCUCCUGCUUUCCUCACUGCUCAAUCAUUGGACCGCACCCCACUUCACAUCAGCCUCUACAGCUUCCUCAUCCAGAGCUUAG
Acanthamoeba castellanii str. Neff is the source of this 705-nucleotide messenger RNA. RefSeq lists its product as uncharacterized. The record is from RefSeq and is a predicted model, not a curated record. NCBI's taxonomy places the organism in Eukaryota, Discosea, Longamoebia, Acanthamoebidae. The transcript has 3 exons. The coding region runs from base 1 to 705 and encodes 234 amino acids.